Darwinula stevensoni is the source of this 5924-nucleotide messenger RNA. The record is from the annotation of a GenBank genome assembly. Lineage: Eukaryota; Metazoa; Arthropoda; Ostracoda; Podocopida; Darwinulidae.
AAAUGUGUAGAUCAGUGAGUGAAGGAUAUGUUGCAUUAUGACUGACUACCAGACUCAGUGAAGCUAUGGCAACCAGAAGGAAUGAAGAAUAUCACUUGAAACAAGUUAUUAAGGCAGUGAGGAAUUUUGGAUUUGGUCAGUGUCAUCGCUGCCCUGUGACUCUAACAGAAGAGGCAGUUUGUGAAUCUCAUUAUCGUGCCUGCAAGGGACAACUUCCAGAAGGAUGUGUGAAGUGCCCUGUAUGUCAGACAUGGUUCCUUGAUAAUGAUGCUCUUGAUGUCCAUGGGCAACGGGUUCAUGACUGGAGACUUCCAAAUGCAAACAACACAACUUCAGAUGAAAGUGACUUGGUGCGAAAGGAAGGUCUGUCCCUGGAAGACAAAGUGGGAUUGGCACGAAAGAAAACUCGAGUUAUCAAGAGCUUCUAUGAUGGGAAGUUCUUCAUUGUUGUCCUAGAAUUUGAAGAUGGACAUGUUGAAGAACGUCUUCUUACCAGUGUGAAGUCUCUAUCAGGAGCAAAAAUCAAAAGCAGUCAUUAUGAUGGUACAAAACACUUGUUCAGGUUAGCAGAUGGCACAAAGUACUGGGAGCAUCCUGAUGGAAGGCUAGAAUUGUGUGCAGAGAAGGAUGAUGCUUGUAUUGGUUCACAAUCAUCUGGAACAGAGCAAUCAGGAAGGCUGAGGUCAUGGACCAGGCUUGGUUCUUCCAGGCAAACAUAUUCCAAGAAAACUGUUGAGACCAGAAAUGAUACUUCAGCAAGCAUUGUUCAUGCCAGUGCAUCCCCUCGCACUCAACUUUCUUCUCCCACAUCCAAUUCAACUACUCCAAAGGCCCAGUCUCUCAGACCUAGCACUUGGCAGGUUGGAACUAGGAAAGACGACAGAACUCCUCUUCCCUCUCCUGUGCGACGAAAGAGAAGGAGGAAAGGAGAUAAAGGGAGUGAAGAUACAUCUGAAGAAAUGGAUUUUGUGGAUGGAAGGGAAAGCCCAACUGAGAUGAUUGUCUCAGUAGUCCCCUUGGCAUCAGAGGAAGGAAACGAAGAUGUGCUUGUCAACAGAGGACAGAUCAAGGUUUUGCGAAAAGACAUGGAGACUUGGGAGAAAUCACAGGGAGAAGAGGGAAAGCAAGGUGUUCUGAACCUAAACAGUUCCAAGUUAAAUUGUGAUGCUGAAGAGGAAUCUGACUUGGAUUCUCAAAAAGAGUUUUUCUAUGAAGUCACACAACAACCUGGACCUCAGAAGCAGAUGAAGAGCCACAAGAUAAGGGCUGCAAGACAUGUUGAUGAUGAGUGGCUCCCAACACCAGAAGAGAUGUGCAGAGGAAGGCUUGGUGGGCGGAAGAAGAAACUAAAAUCUCUUCAACCAGGAGACAAGAAGCCAAAUGAGAAUGAGAGAGUUGAACAACCUAAGAAGAGUUCAAAGACCCAGCAAACAGAGACUUGCAAGGAGGAAGAGAAGCAGGAACAGAAGGACUCUAAGCAGCUGACUCGGCGAAUUUCUUUUCCUCUCAUGGCUGAAGCUCGCAUAUCCUACACUCUGGAAGAAACAGACCUUUCCUCCAAGUUAAAAUCCUCUGCCUCUUCAUCUCGGUGUAUUCGCAUCCCCAAUCAGGUGGAAGAUACUCUAAUCACAACAAAGAAGAAAAAGAAAAAGAGGAUGGAACAUGAGCAAGUUGUGACAGAUGAUAGACCAGAGGUUGUAGAUGUCACACCUGAUGUUUCUCUGGGCGACUCUGAUGAAGAGGGCACAGAAGGUGGUGGCAUGGAGCUCAUAGUGCCAGAUGGAAGCAAAUCACAUAUGGUAGUUGAUGAUACCAUGGUACAUGAUGAGGCCAAUGAUGGGCAUAGAGAUGAAGUAGAGGAAGAACAAGAAUGUACUGAUGAAGACAGAAGUGCUAAACAAGCUAGGAAUGAGGAAAGUGAGGACAUGCAAGUAGAAACACCUGAAUCCAUUGAGCCCAUUGCAGACAGAUCUCCAGGGGAAAUAGAGCCAUCCUCUCUUCCCCGGAAAAAGCGGCGUCGGGCAGUGAAGCACAAGAAGAAAGCUAAACCAAAACUACCCAUAGAUGAAGAGGAGGUUUUUGCUCAGUAUCAGGAAUUGUCCUCUAUAUCCUGUGGAGCCUGUGAAGCAGAGUUCUCAGGGAAUUUUCAACUUAGGGAUUUUGCUCAUCAUGUGUGUGAUGUCCACAAUGGCCUUGCUCGACCAAAGGGUUUCUCACAGGAAUUCACUUCAGCGGAACGUACACGGGCUCUACGAAUCAGUGUGGAACAACUGGGACGGGUCCAUUGUCCUUCAUCCGCUUGCCUCAAGGAGCUUCACAGUCCUCCAGCUUGGCUUUAUCAUGCCAAGACCUGCCCACAUGCUCUGAAAGCACUGCAAGAAGAACAGGCAUUGGGCUAUUCGAUCAUAGUUGAUACUGGGGACCGGAAGCCACGUGCUUCACAUCUGGAUGUGGAGAAUUUGAUUGACCGGAAGAGGACAUCUGCUACCCGAGCAAAGGAGAUAAUGCACAAGUGGCAAGUGACAGCUGAGGCUCCCGAAAGUGACAGAAAUGCAGAGGAUCAAUCAGAUGAAAGUAAUUGCAUGGCAGUAUCAAUUUCACCUUCUUUGCUGUCCUCAUGGAAGAGACAGUUAGCUUCCAGUGGAAGCAUUGGGUGCUCCAAAGUUGGCUGUUCUGUUGAGGUCUUCACUGUGGCAGAGAUGCAAAUGCAUUUCUUGACAUGCCCUUGCCCAUCAACAGACCAAUAUGAGUGCCUGGUGUGCAAGCAAGUGAUGGAAACUGAACAAGACAUGAAGGCCCAUGUGAGGUUGAAGCAUCCAGCUUGGGAGUGUGGGACAGUUGUGCGAGGGAAGAGAAAUUUAUUUGCCCAGACCUCCUCUGAUGUCUCUCCUGCAUGGCUUCAAGGCAUAUCCCUUGCCACUCAAUACCGCCUGGAAAAUCACGAAUUCAGAAAGAUUCUGUUCCCCGAAUGGGUCCCAGGGACAGGAGAUGCUUGGUCCAUACCAUUGAAAGAGGAGACAUUGUCCUUCCACUUACCAUCAUGCUUACAUUCUAUUCCCUUUGGAACAAAUGUUGAAUGCUCUUCUGAUGUUGAGUUUCAUUCACUCCAUCGUUUUGGAGCUACAAUUGACCAAGGGAAGGUGCCAACCUUUUUUGCUGGUGGUCCAGUCACCAGUGGAGAAUGGCUCCCAAUGCCAAUGUAUGAUUUGGAACGCCAGUAUCUCCUGGUGACAACAUGCAGUGAUAUGGAUGAGCUUCUUCCUUCCCUUGGUGCCAUCUCAAGGCAUUCUCUCAUUCAAGUGUGGGAUACCAACAUUCAAAGCAUCCUCUCGACAAGUGAUUCUCCACAGGUGGAGCCUAUCUUUACUUACGGGUUAGCUGUGAUAGGAGGACCCAUCUGGGACCUCAAAUGUCUUCCCAGUGGUGGCUACAGUCAAAAUCUCAACAGACUAGGAAUUGUGGGAUGUUCCUGUGCUGAUGGAUGGAUUCGCAUCUACUCCCUUCCCAUGCCUGAGGCUUUUGAUCUCAUUCCUGGUGGUAUCUAUGAAGCAGCACCUGUCAUUGGGCUCUGUCUUUGUAGUUCUGAAGUUCGUAACAUCCCACAGUGUCUCUCUCUUGCCUGGUCGCCAUCAACACCUCAUGAUCGCCUGGCUGGAGGAAUGAGCAGUGGGAUUCUUGCUGUCUGGGACUUGGGUCUCAAUUCUUCUCUUCUAUCUACAACAACAGAAGACAAGUCCAUGGCUGCUCUGCUUCCCAUAUUCACUAUUCAGUUGCAUCUGGAUCCAGUCACAUCAGUGUCCUUCUGUCCAACUACGGGAGGCCGCCAUCUUGCCACUGUUUCCCUCGACAGGACUCUUCAGGUCUUGGAUUUGAAUGAUCCUGACCUACCUGUAUUGAGUCUCAGACGACCAGCCACCUUGCAUGAUGUCUCCUGGCUCGGACAGUGGCCGGUUUUGCAGUUUGCUGAAGUUGCAUAUGGUACCACUAGUUUUGGGGCCUUCUACAUGAAUCUGGGUUACCCAGAUGCCGCAGAUCGGAGUUGGGCAGUUGGGUCUCAUGGGACAUUUACUGUGAGCCAUGGGGAUUGGCUGAAUGCAUCGGUGGUUGCCACAACCCCAGACAUAAUUCUUGUCCUCCAUCGUCAGAUGCAUCACAUGCUGGAAGACGACAAGAGCAUGAGGAAACACCGCUACACCCUUACCAGUGUCGAUGUCACUUGUGAACAGGCUGAACUCCAUUACAUGGCCCCUACAUAUGAAGAAGCGGCAAAACGUUUUCGUCUACUUUUUCGCGACAGUCCCAUUGUGGCAGUGAACAAUAAUGCAGGUGCAUUUACUUGGAUCUUCCUGGGCCUCCAGAGCGGAUUGUGCCGUCUCAUUCGCCUUCAGGGCCUGGAGUCUUCUCACUUGAAGGAUAAGUUUCGAAACUUGGCCUCUGGUGGAUGGGGAGUCCUUCCGCCGACCAGCCGGUUCGAGGUGAGAAGCAUCCCGAGGUCGAGGCCUCUCCGCCUUUCGUCUGGCCGAUCGUGCUUCUCUUCCAUCGAGUCGAUUUUUACGAGAUGGGAUUUCCCUCGGCAGCGAACGCUCAAUGUUUCCCUCUUGCUCCCUGAUGUAACACUCCGCAGUGACGAAAUGUUGAAUGCGGACCGGAUCGCGAUCGGCACGACCCGAAGCCGAUUGCGUGCGACCGACGGGGCCCCGUGCGCUCCACGAGCCUGCGGUUCCCAUUACGACCCUGAUAUUCAUCGAGGCACCCCUGACCCACUCGACCGAUUCCGCACUCUAAAUGGGAGACUCGACCCCCCCCCCCGGUGCGACCGAGGAAGAACGAAGCAGGGCGUGUCCGCCGAUUUCGACACCGACCGUCGGUCGCCGCCCGAGCCUCCGUCGAGGCCGCAAUUCGAUCGCAACGGGCACGUGAGAACGUGGAAACGCCCGGAGGGAGAUCGCAAUCCAUUUGUGGCUCCCCUGUACGUGACCCCACCGCUAGAGACCGAGACCACCGGAAUCCAAUUUCUCACCGAGAGAGAACUGGGGAUCCUGGCGAACGAGGGACCCAAGUCCGUGCUGAAAGGCGCCUCGGUCUCGCAGCAGCUCAGGCUGACCCUCGAGAAAGCCCGAGACAUCACGACGAGAUGGCUCUCCCAUCGCUUCCCCCCCUCCUCCUCCCCCCCACCCCCACCCCCUCCUUCCCCCUCCUCCCCUCCUCGCAUCCUCGUCCUCCUUCCCUCCGGAACCGCCCCCUCCCACCUCAUGCGAGACUGGAUCGUCCGCACCGCCUCCCGCCCCACGCCGGAUCCCGAACUGGAGGACCUGCAGCGGGCGCUCGACUCGGUCCGGAAAAACCUCAUCUUCCGCUUGCCCUCGACGGCCGACCCGAAGCUGGACCCGAAGUCCAAGUUCGAUCGCGUCUUCGUGCUCGGAUCCCCCGACCUCCUCCAGAGCUUUCGAGACGCCCGCGACCUCCACUCGGGUCGCCGAGAGGGACGCUUUUGGCUCUUCCACUCGGACGAAGACCUUCCCGGCGACUCGGUCGCCGAGCUCCAACAUUCGGAUUUCCUUCGGUCGGAUCGGAAAUUCAUCCGAGUCGCGAGCGCGACGGGCGGCGGGGGUCCACCGACGGAGUCCACGUGGCUCUAUCGCACCGGGGAGUUCCUGAAGGCCGCGUACCCCGACUGGAGGACGGGGCAGCCGACGAGGCUCCUCCCGCCGGUGGAGGACGAGGACGGGAGGGAGAAGGGGAAGAGGUCCCCGGUCGUGAGGCUGCGUCGGCUCGGUCGGAGCGGGGGGUUUCCGAUGUUCGUCACCUUCGACGCGGACUUCGUCCGCUUCGCGAAGACGAGGGACGUCGGUGGCGGGAUCGAGGGGAUCCCGACGGGGGAACACGACAUCGUCUCGAUGCAUCGAGACCUGGGGCUGCUCUGA